Molecule: messenger RNA, 1650 nt
Organism: Aspergillus affinis
Lineage: Eukaryota; Fungi; Ascomycota; Eurotiomycetes; Eurotiales; Aspergillaceae
Product: cytochrome P450
Exons: 5
Coding region: 1-1650 (549 amino acids)
Molecular function (GO): heme binding; monooxygenase activity; oxidoreductase activity, acting on paired donors, with incorporation or reduction of molecular oxygen
Source: RefSeq, a predicted model, not a curated record
AUGCUGAAAUUGAUCACUACCGCUCUAAUCGCAGUCUAUCUGCUGAUGAAAAUUGUCGCUCUGGCCAAAAAUUACAGUCGAGCUCGUCGUUCUGGCUUCCCGGUGUACAUCUCCCCGGUUCCCUCUGAGAACAUAGUUUGGAUGGUCACUGCUCCCAUUCUCCUGCGUUAUUUGAAGAAUUAUCUGCCCCAAGGGAUUUAUGACCGACUUGACGUGACUCUCCAUGGUUGGGAGUUUCGACAAAACGGGGCAAUUUUCCGUCGAGUGGCCAAAACAUUUAUGUUGGUCACACCAGAUGAAGUCAGCUUCUGGUCUGCAGAUCCAGCCCUUGGAAAGGCGGUCCUGCAGCGACGGAAGGACUUCCCUGUACCUCCAUCCGUCGCUCAGUUCAUGGGAAUUUUCGGAUCGAAUUUGCUUCAGACAAAUGGCGACGAGUGGCAGCGUCAACGACGUAUCAUAGCUCCCAACCUCAACGAGCGCAUUAGUGCAGUUGUCUGGAAGACAAGCUGCGAACAGGCACAAUCAAUGCGUACUUACAUGCUCCAGAACCCUGGCAAUGAAGUUCUCAGCGGACUGCGAUGUCUAGCAAUCAAUGUGCUUGGUCGAGCCAGUUACGGGCAACAUGCAGCAUGGACGCCCCAGCUUCAGGAUAGCGUGGACGAAAGUGUCGACGCAAGAGAAUCGUACUUCAAAACCGUCGCCAUGGUAGCUGAAAAGUUAAUCUUUGCGGCUCUUGUUCCCACUUGGAUGCUCAAGUUGCCAGUUUGUCCGGCAGCUUUUCGCUCCCUUGGCAACCACAUCGAGAAGAUGCCAUCAUAUACAAAGCAGGUGCUCGAGAAGGAACGCAAAAUGGCGGCAGACGGAUUUUCGACUAACGACAAUAUACUUAGUAUGUUAGUCCGGUUUUCAGAUCAGGCGAAGCAAAGCGAAACCAAAGCGUCGGGUCCGUCCCUGUCGCUGACUGAGGACGAAAUCAGCGGGAACUUGUUUAUUGUCAGCACUGCCGGGUACGAUACCACGGCUCACACUAUGGGGUACGCGGUGAUUCUCCUGGCUGUGUAUCCGGAAUGGCAGGAAUGGAUGCGCGAGGAAAUGAGUGGUCUCGACUCGAACGUAUCGCAAUGGAAGUACGAGGAGGUGUUUUCAAAAUGCCCUCGCACCUUGGCUGUAAUGCAUGAAACCCUCCGUCUCUUCACUCCCGUUCUCCACUCUCUUCGUUAUGUCCCCGAGUCGCAGCAGCUCGUAUCAUCUGACAAAGAAGUCCAUCUACUCAAAGGCCCUAUGUCAGUUUACGUGUCGACACACUCUAUCCACGCUGACCCUGAGAUCUGGGGCCCCGACGCUUGGGAGUUCAAGCCCUCCCGGUGGAUUGGCAGCGACGGCGAAGUCAUCACGCCUCCCUCGGGGACAUUUCUGCCGUGGUCAGGCGGACCUAAAGGCUGCCCCGGCAUCAAGAUAUCACAGGUGGAGUUUGUAGCCGCUUUUCUGACCCUAUUUCAUUCGUCGAGAUGUGAGCCUCUGGCUGCCGAGGGCGAGAAUAUGGAGGACAAGCGGGCCGAGUUGAAAGAGUUGCUGAAGGAGGCAGUUUCGCAAGUGACGCUCACGGUCAAAGAUCACGCAUCGGUGAAGUUGCGAUGGGUGACUGCGUAG